UUUGCCAAAAUAGAUACCGAUUAGGGUAUGGCGUCUUCUAGAAGGUCCUCGGGAUCAGCAUGUCCUUUUCGGCGGUCGAUUGCCCCGGCGGAGGGCCGCUCCGGCUUCGCCUCGUCCUCCACCAGCCUCUCCGCUUGCUCGCCUGCUACCUUCUUCCACCAUCACCAGCGAUCCGCCUCCUCCACCCGCGUCCACCUCGCCGGUGCCGGAUCUACCCUCGCCCCCUCCGUGCUCUUCUCCUCCAAUAGCCGGUCUGCCUCUCCCGCUCGCUCCAUUGCCACGGGGGCUGACAAACGAUCUUCCCCUGCUCGACGGCGUACCUGUCUCUGUUCACCGUCCACCCACCCGGGAUCCUUCCGAUGCCACCUCCACAAGGGCCUCAACCUCCGCGAAGCCGGCGGCUCCACCGUCGCCGCUGCUUCGCCGUCGAACAGGCUCAACGCGAGGAGGUCCGCGAUGGCCAACUCACUGGUCCGGAUCGGAGCGGUGGAGGGAGAGUUGGUGAAGCGCGCCCUCUCCGCUCUCAUCCGCCCGUCCUCCCACCAGCAGCGGCGGCGGGUUGCUUUCCAACCCCGCCCUAGCCGCCUCUCCCGGAUGUCCAAGGCUGAAGAUCCCUAAAUCUCCGCCAUCUGAUUCGCCGAUCUAGAACCAGGUUCGUCGAAAAACAACAAGCACUAUUCUUCCACUCUCUUCUCCUCGCCACCACCGCCAGAUUCGAGGGCGAUCUUCGGAUUCCGAUCGGAGGCGACACUGGAGUUUUUUUUUUCCUUCCCAUUUUGGGCAUUUUUUUUGUACCAAUAAAGGCAGGUUAGAUCAGGUAGAUGGAAUUGAGGCGGCGAUUUGAUCCGAUCCGUCGGUUUUGUACAUACUCUCAUCUAGCUAGCGUCGAUGCUACGCUGGAACGAACACCGGAAUUAAACUGAUAAGAAACACUUUGGAGAAAAGAAAUCAACAAAAUUCAUCUUGAAUUACAGUC
Messenger RNA from Zingiber officinale, 976 nucleotides. RefSeq lists its product as uncharacterized. The coding region runs from base 28 to 618 and encodes 196 amino acids. NCBI's taxonomy places the organism in Eukaryota, Viridiplantae, Streptophyta, Magnoliopsida, Zingiberales, Zingiberaceae. The transcript has a single exon. The record is from RefSeq and is a predicted model, not a curated record.